Molecule: messenger RNA, 5814 nt
Organism: Schistosoma turkestanicum
Lineage: Eukaryota; Metazoa; Platyhelminthes; Trematoda; Strigeidida; Schistosomatidae
Source: the annotation of a GenBank genome assembly
UUAUAAUGUACUCUCCGACAUGACCUUGGUUGAGAUGCAUCUUAGGUGUACUGAAUAUGCCGCUUGCGUUAAAUUGCCACUGAUUUUCUUUUGAGUUCUGUUAUUGUCACGAUGGAGCAUCUGUCAUAUAAAAGGCAGUUUUGUUCAGACAGCUUCUUCAAUCUUACUGAAGUUUGGGGAUCGGAUUUCAAGUUGUCAGAAUGUUUCCAAUUUUCUGUACUGACAUUUCCCGGGUUGACCUUAUUUUGUAUGUUUAUACUCUCAGUAUUGUUUAAGAAACGUAUGUGGAACCAUCGUAUUGCUUUGAUCAAAUUCGGAGCUCCACAAUGCCUUCGAAUGAUCCUUUGCUUUGGAGUUGCUGUGUGUGUAAUUACCUUACUGGUAUCAACCACAUGUAUGGAGGUUUCCUACUCCCUUCCUAUUGAUUCUGUGCAAUACUUUUCCCUUACUAUUUUGUUUCUGUCAAUUGCUUUUUAUAUGUUGAUAGUCGAGUAUAAACGCCGUGCCUGUCAACCACGUUCACAAAUGCUGUUUGUCUUUAUGUGUCUAAUAAUCAUAUGCAUGUUGCCUCGCUUAUAUGGUUUAUUAUAUACUGGAAGUGGAUGGCCAAACCAAUCUACAUUUUACUGGAUUCAUUCAGCCACCAUUGCUGUAUAUAUAUGCUUAGCAUUCGGAGAACUGCUUAUUCAAUUUUUCUCACCGUUUAAUGAACGAAAUUCCUUGCUUCAUGAUAAAGAUGCCUGCCCAGAGUUAUGGGCCUCUGUUCCAACCUUAUGGACUUUCAGUUGGUUGACAAGUACUAUUUGGAAAGGAUUUCGAGGUCGAAUUAACAGUCCCUCUGAUAUGUUUCAUAUACGUCCUGAGGAUUCAGUUAGUGAAAGUUAUGGUCGUUUUAAACAUGCCUGGCAGAGAUCCUACAAUCUUUGGUUCAAGAGGAAAAAGUCAGAAAUAUUUUCAGAUGUGAGCAAUGAUGAUGUACCGUUGCUGAUGGAUUUUAAAGAGGAUAAUGAGCAAACCGGAAAUGUCUCAAAUGAUGCAGAUAUGUUGAAUGUAACACCUGAUGUCGACAUCUUGAUGCCAUCUACCACUAAUAAUAACUUAGAUUCCUGCAGUUUAGAAGUAUGUAAACAAAGUACAAUAAAAGCUGGUCCUGCACUAGCCACAUGGGGAUUAUUCUAUGCUCUUGUUUCAGCCUUCGGUUUGCGUCUCUUUUGUGGAUGGGUCCUUAUAUCAGCUGCUGUAUUCCUUAACUACAGUUCACCAUUGUUACUUGGAAUGUUACUUCGAUUUCUUUCCAAACCUGAAGCUCCAUUAUGGCAAGGAUAUUUUAUUGCAUUUUCAAUGCUGUUUCUUCAAUCCAUCUGUGUUUUGGUAGAUCAAAGAGGAUUUAGCUCAUGCUUGUCUCUGGGAAUAUCUGUUCGAUCAGCUCUUACAUCAGCAAUUUAUCGAAAAUCUCUUCGAUUAUCUUCUGAGGCUCGAAGUCAGUAUACAACGGGAGAAUUGAUAAAUUUACUCAGUAUCGAUGUGAAUCGUAUAAAAGAACUUUUCAUGUUCUCGUUCCUUGUUUGGGAUGCAUUCAUUGAAUUUGGUUUGUCGUUUAUUUUGUUGUGGCGUCAGCUUGGUUCAGCUGCGAUAGCUGGUGUUGGAUUUUUGUUAUUUGUAUUACCACUCAAUUGUUUACUAAUAUGGGCUACUCAGAAAUUUGAGAUUCGUGAAAUGAAAUAUAAGGACAAACGCAUGAAAUGCUUAGGUGAAGUGCUUGCUGCUAUUCGUGUGGUUAAACUCUAUGCAUGGGAAAAGGCUUUUCAAUCUCAAGUCAAAUCAAUCCGUAAAUCUGAACUAAUUGAACUAUUACGUGUCGUCUUAGGCUGGGGUCUAUGCCAUGUUGUAUGGAAUCUGGCGCCAUAUAUUAUUUUAUUGAUAACUUUUGUCACAUAUUUAAGGGAGUUCUUAUUCGCCAAUCAUAAUACAUCGUUGAACAGUUGGAUUGGAAAUACUACUGAUAUCGCUACACCUCAGUUGUUAACACCUGAACGGAUUUUUGUUAGUGUUAGUUUGUUCAAUUUACUACGUAGCCCACUACUUCUGUUACCAUGGAGUCUUUCAUCUUCAAUAAUGGCCUUUGUUUCAAUUCGCCGUCUUGGAUUAUUUCUUUUAGCUGAUGAGUUAGAAUAUUAUUCCUUUAAUAACAAUGAUUAUUCACUGGAUGAAAAAUCAUCAGAUGCGGUUACAUUUGAGAAUGCUUCAUUUUCAUGGACUAAAACAGGUCCAUUAGUUUUGCAAAAUUUGAAUGUACGUAUCUCUCGUGGGUGGCUGGUCGCUAUUGUUGGCAAUGUAGGUUCUGGAAAAUCAUCUUUCUUAUCAGCCUGUUUAUCUGACAUGUUCAAACGUAGUGGAAAGGUUUCCGUGAAAGGUUCCAUUGCUUAUGUUUCACAAACAGCCUGGAUACAACAACAAUCUCUGCGAGAAAAUAUUCGUUUUGUCAUAACCAGUGAUACUCAGUCGAACCCAGUUGCAGAGCAAAUUGAAGAAUUAUGGUAUAAAAAUGUUAUUUCUGCUUGUGCUCUUGAAACUGAUAUUGCUCAUCUUCCCGCUGGUGAUAAGACGGAAAUUGGCGAGAAAGGUGUCAAUUUGUCUGGAGGUCAAAAGCAACGUGUUAGUUUAGCUAGAGCUGUAUAUCAGCGUUCAGAUAUUUAUCUAUUAGAUGAUCCAUUAUCAGCAGUCGAUGCACAUGUUGGCAAACAUUUAUUCGAUAAAGUUUUAGGUCCAAAUGGUCUUUUAAAAGAUAAAACUAGAAUUAUGACAACAAAUUCAUAUCAUUGGCUAUCUUCUGCUGAUUGGAUUAUUGUUCUAAACUCGAAUGGUCAAAUUAUACAAUCUGGAACGUAUAAUGAAGUUGUACAUAGUGAAUCUGGACAUUUUGCUGAUUAUCUAGAGUCGUUUGAGAAAAAUAAGACAGACGAUGAAACAAUGAAGAUGAACGAAGAUAACCAGAGGAAGAUUUCAUUUACAUCGCGCUUUAACCGUUCCUCUAGUGUAGUGGUUGCGCCUAGUUCAUCUUAUCGUAUAAGAAUGCUGUCUGGCAGUCCACCAAUGAAUGCAACAAAAAAAUUAUCACUAGAAACACCUGUUUCAUUUUCAAAAUUCAUUAAUUUUUCUGAUAUAACAACUACUAUUGCAAAACAUGAAAAUAAUGAUCAUCAGUUUAUGGCUACUGGUGAAGCGUCAAAUGAUUUGAUUGAUUUUUUACCUGAACAGGAGGUGACUCGUCGUUGUUCUGCAACUAGUAUAAAUGUUACAAAUUCAAGUGCCAGUACUUCAGAUGAUAAUAAAUUUGAAAAUGAUGAUCUUGAACUUGGAAAAUUUAUGACCGAUGAAGAAAUCAUGCAUGGUCAUGUAUCGUGGUCAACCUAUUGGCAGUAUUUCCUUGCUCGGAGUGUAUCUGUUACGUUUAUCAGUAUACUGUCGUACGCAGGAUUCUUAGGUGUACAGGCAUUUUGCAGUUAUUGGUUACAAUGGUUUGCAGAUGAUAAACAAUUGAUUGAAGCUGAACAAGCAUUUCAAAAUGCUACCAUAAUUAGUAAUGAAACUGCUCGUCAGAUAUUGAUGGAACAGAUUAAAAAUAGAAUAUUAUAUUACAUUGUAGGCUAUGCAUGGGCUGGAUUAGGUCAAACAGUGUUAAUUUUAGCAUUUGCACUGCUUAAUGCAUAUUCUAGUCUGAGAGCUUCAAGUCUACUACAUGAACAACUUUUAUCGAAAAUACUUCACGCGCCAGCUAGUUUUUUUGAUCAUACACCUUUAGGUCGUAUAUUGAAUCGAUUCAGUAAUGAUGUGGACAAUUUAGAUCAUACCAUACCGAAUUCAUUUAGUGAUACUAUUGGAACUACUGGUGAUGUUUUGAUUUCACUAGUAAUUGUUACUGUGACACUUCGUCCAUUUGGUAUAGGAUUAGCAGUGAUUAUUCCUGUAUUUAUAUUUUGUAUAACUGUGUUACUAUUCUAUAUGCCGUGUGUCAGACAAACACGUCGAUUGGAUGCAAAUACACGUUCACCAUUGUUAACGAAUUAUAGUGAAACGUCAGCUUCUUCUCUUGGUGUAACUGUUGUUCGCGCAUUUAAACGUGAUAAAGAAUUUAUUGCUAAAUCUGAUAAAUUAAUUGAUACUAAUGCAGUGUUCGAGUAUACUCGUUUUAUUGCUAACCGAUGGCUAGAUGUUCAUUUAAAUUUAUCUUCUAGUUUUAUGGUAUUUACAUGUGCUGUGAUUUUGGUUGCUUAUCGAUCGAACAUAUCACCUGGUAUCGCUGGUUUAAUUAUAGUGUAUGCAUUGCAAGUAUUUGAUUCAUUGACAUGGGUUAUUAAACAGCUAUCUCAAUUGGAAACUAGUUCAGUUUCAUUAGAAAGAAUAUGUGAAUACAUUCGAGUUGAACAAGAAGCUGACUGGGAUCAUGGAGUGGAUAGUCCUCCUCCGAUUGAUUGGCCGAGACCUUGUUGUGAAAUUACAUUCAACAAAGCUACUGUCCAAUAUCAUUUGCCAUCAAAGAACAAAGUGUCCGGUAAUCCUGGCUUAUCAAUGAAUCAAAAUGCAUCAUCGAAUUCUGAACGAUUAGUUACAGCAUUAAAAUCUAUUGAUCUCAAAUUAAGUGGUAAUCCACAAGAACGUCGUAUAGGAAUUGUUGGUCGUACUGGAGCAGGAAAAUCGUCUUUAGCAUCUAGUAUCUUUCGUUUAAUUGAGCCUACCAUAUUAGAAGAAGAUAGAAUAAAGAUUAGAUCUAAACGUGGUCCAAUUAUUGUUGAUGGAGUUGAUUUGUCACGAAUUGGUCUACAUGAACUUCGAUCUAAAUUUAGUAUUCUUCCACAGGAACCAAUUAUUUUUGCUGGUACACUUCGAUUUAACUUGGAUCCAUUCGGUAAACUACCUGAUUUUGAUUUAUGGCGGGCAAUAGAAUCUGCUCAUUUAGCUGAUUGGGUUCGGUCGACUAAUGCCGGUUUGGAUUAUGAAUGUGGUGAAGGUGGAGCAAAUCUAUCAGCUGGUCAACGUCAACUUGUUUGUCUAGCUCGAGUCUUUCUAUCAUCCGGUGGUCGAGUUCGUUUACUCAUUCUUGACGAAGCUACAGCUGCAAUGGAUCCAUCUACAGAUAAUUUAGUUAUGAAUACUGUCAUAGGAGAUAUGUUUAAGGAUGCAACUGUUAUUAUUAUUGCUCAUCGUUUAUCCAGUGUAAUGAAUACAGAUAAAAUUGUUGUAUUAGAUCAUGGACAAGUGAUUGAAACUGGCCAUCCACAAGAUUUACUAAAUAAUCCGAAUUCUCAUUUUGCAGCAAUGAAAAAAGUGAAACAUUCCUAAACAGGAUUCGCCUUGCAACCCUUCAUCGUCGCUUGUUUCUUUCUUUCUUCUUCUUCUAUGUUAUUAUUAGGUUUUCAUAUUAUUCAUGACAUUAUUUCUUAUAAUAUUGUUAUAAUUAUUCUACUUUUUGAUCAUUUAAUUACUUUAGAAAGACAUUUUAUAAAUCACAUAUAUAUAUAUAUAUAUAUAUAUAGAUAUAAUUUCUGUAUAUUUUCUUAUUCAUUGUUUAAUAUUGAUUAUGUGAAUACUUUUGCUGAAUUCAUUUCAAUUAUUUCCUGUUAUUAUCCACUAGCCCCAUCUUUAUCAUCAUCAUCACAGUCACUGUUUCAAUUCAAACACAGUAAGGUCAUGUUCAAUGAUUAAUAUUUGAAUUUCAAAAAAAAAAGAAAAGCAAACACAUUUUCAAUCGACUUGAAAUAUUAUCCAGGUUCAUUUUUUUACUGUGAAUAAUAUUCAAGUUGUUAAGUGUUCUAA